Setaria italica (foxtail millet) is the source of this 1533-nucleotide messenger RNA. RefSeq lists its product as uncharacterized. Lineage: Eukaryota; Viridiplantae; Streptophyta; Magnoliopsida; Poales; Poaceae. Gene Ontology annotation, molecular function: DNA binding. The transcript is spliced from 6 exons. Bases 101 to 1249 code for a protein of 382 amino acids. The record is from RefSeq and is a predicted model, not a curated record.
AGGUAAUCCACCCCACCUGGCUGGCCAGUUCACUCGCUGCCGGCUGCUCGUCGUCCUCUCGUGGUCGUCCUAGCCGGCGACGGUGCGCGGUCGCGAAACCAUGGCCGCCACCGUCCACUGUGCCAGGGCAUUUGUUCUGAUGAGCUUUGAAUGUGGUGCUAGCAGUUCUUCAAGAAAAACAAUAUCUUGUCACAAGUGUUGUGCAUUGGUGAAGCCAACUCUAUCACAGAAAGAACUUCGGAAAUCAAGGCAAAUAAUUCAAUAUCGGGAGUUAGUAUUGCCCAAAUCAUCCCUGAAAGGACUAGCUUGCGAACAAUUGGCCAAUGGAAUGGAUGACCAAUGGUCCCAUCAUUGUUUGCACUCGUCCUCAGUUUCAAGUGCACAAUAUUCCAUGAAAAAGGUGCAAGAUCAUCAACCUCACCAACCACAAGGUGCUACUUACUCCACUGGUUUGUCAAAGAAGGAAAUCGAGAGAAGACAGAAGAUUGGUGCUGCAAACAAGGGGCAGGUUCCCUGGACAAAAGGCCGGAAAUGGAGUGAAGAGCAUAGGAAGCUCAUCAGUCUAAGGACUACUGAAGCUCUGAGAGAUCCCAAGGUUAGGAAGAAAAUGCUGGGGCAUCGUCAACUACAUAGACAAGCGAGCAAAGAUAAAAUAAGCGCUUCAUUGAAGAAGAUCUGGGAGAGGCGAAUAGUUUCUGUUAGAUCAAAGCAGAAGGUUAUGCAAAUAUGGUCAAACAGUAUAGCCGAAGCAGCAAAGAGAGGUGAUUGCAGCCAAGAUAAGCUUGACUGGGACAGCUAUGAAAGGAUUAAAUUGGAUAUGAUAUCUAUGUACCUGUGGAACAAAGAGAGGGAACAGACAAUCAAGAAGCUUAAGAAGGCGGUGGCAAAAAUAGCUGCCAAAAAGCUGCAAGCAGCAGGAACAAGGGCAAAAAUAGCUGCUAAGAAGUUUCAAGCAGCAGGGACAAGGAAAGUACAGGCUGCAGGGACAAAGAAGUUGAAACCUGAGAAGCUGUUGCUACAAAAAUUGGAUGCUCAGCUGACACGAGUGGUAGUAUCUGCAAGACCAAAGGUUAAGGAGAGGCUAACAAAGUGGCACUGUCGGAAAAAAGAGCUUGAAACUGUGAUAAGUUCACGGACAAGGAAAAGAGGAUUGCGAAAGCCACCACGAAGUCAAAUGACGGCAGAAAGGCGUGCAGAAGUGGACUUGGUCGUGCUUGAGGCUCCUUCUGGCCCGAUUGCAGGAGCGUAAGUUAUCUAGGAAGGAUGGGUGUCCAUGCGCUGGCACAUGAUUCGACCUGCUGAGCAACCGGGAGGUUGCAGUCACCUUAUAGAGAAGCACAUGAGUCUUAACCACAUUAGGCAUUGGUUUUUUGUAUCCAUCAGAAAGGAGGGUUUGAGUCACUAAAACUCUGUGUAGCAUGUACUCUAUUCGCAAGCAGAAUGAACUGGGGGCUCCUAUUCAACUUCUGGUAGCUAGUUAACUAACGAACUUUAAAGCCCAAUAACACGGAGCAAAGCCCAAUUAACGUUUUC